AUGGCAGCGAUGACUUGCAAAAGUGACCCGUAUUUCCGGAUGACACGUGACGCAGCGCCCCGGAUGAAAUGCCACAAACCAGUCCUAGUUCACUCCGUGUUCUUUCCUGCUCUGAAGGGGGCCAAAGGGAAGAUGAGCUCCAGCGACCCUACAUCAUCAAUCUUCCUCACUGACUCGAUAAAGGAGAUAGCUGACAAGAUAAACAAGUACGCAUUUUCAGGCGGGCAAGACACGAAAGAGGAUCAGGAGAAACGUGGCGGUGACUGUUCCAUUGAUGUGUCCUACCAGUAUCUCAGAUUCUUCCUGCAUGAUGAUGUCAAGCUCAAAGACAUUGAAGAGCGGUACACCCGUGGACAGAUGAUGACGGGAGAGCUGAAGCAAGAGCUCAUCAAAGUCCUUCAGGCCCUGGUUUCCGGUCAUCAAGAGUGGCGUGCACAGAUCUCUGACGCCACGGUUGACUACUACAUGACACCCCGGAAACUCAAGUACAACUACACCGACCCCUCUAAGUCUCUGGGCACUUGCUGAGGUGAAUAGCUGAGGCAAAUUGUGGGUUGACAGGAAUCUGUUACCAUAUAUCGAAUACAUGUAUUGUGAUUUUGUAUAUCACAUGUCACAAUGACCGUUCUUUAUCUUUCUAAGCUAAUCUUUGUCUUGUAGCAAUCUAGACGUGGAAAUGAAAUGGGUUUUUUUUCAGUAAGACAAUGGUAGAAGAAGAACUAUGUUUAAUGUAGCACAUAGUAAACGUGUAAAUCAGGUUCAAGAAAUAUUUGAACAAACUGGAAU
Haliotis rubra (blacklip abalone) is the source of this 786-nucleotide messenger RNA. RefSeq names its product tryptophan--tRNA ligase, cytoplasmic-like. Gene Ontology annotation, biological process: tryptophanyl-tRNA aminoacylation. NCBI's taxonomy places the organism in Eukaryota, Metazoa, Mollusca, Gastropoda, Lepetellida, Haliotidae. Bases 1 to 528 code for a protein of 175 amino acids. The record is from RefSeq and is a predicted model, not a curated record. Gene Ontology annotation, cellular component: cytoplasm. The transcript is spliced from 4 exons. Gene Ontology annotation, molecular function: ATP binding; tryptophan-tRNA ligase activity.